AUGGCCCAAGCUCGGCAGGGAUGUGGAGGGGCUGGCAUCCUGGAGGCCGAGCUCACCUGCCCCAUCUGCCUGGAGCUGUACCGGGAGCCGAUGGCGCUGAGCUGCGGCCACAACUUCUGCCGGCUGUUCAUUGAGGAGGCGCUGUAUUCCCAGGCCCUCUGGACUUGCCCCACAUGCAUGGCCGACCUGGGUGUCACCUUGGAGCUACACAACAACUUCAGGCUGCGCAACUUCGUGGAGGCAUUUACGGCCAUCACUUCCAAAGCUCGACGAGAAAGCCUCCAGCAGGACAAAGGCGCUGAGAAGGGGAAGACGGACGUGGUUGCCUGUGAGCAGUGCCUGGAUGAGCCCCAGCCGGCCGUGAAAACCUGCCUGAUUUGCGAGGCGUCCCUGUGCCAGGCCCACCUGAGCAAACACAACGCCAGGGCUUUCCAUCUGGAACACAUCCUGGUGGAGGUGGGAGCAGGCAAGGAGGAGGAGAGGAGGUGCCGGGAUCACGUCAAGCUGCUGGAAUGCUACUGCCUCAGGAAGGAGAAGUGCAUCUGCGUGCUCUGCUCCAUGGCCGGGGCCCACAAGGGCCACGAGGUCAUCACCAUGAAGGAGGGACACGACAGAGAGCUGGGCGGCUCCCCGCAGGAGAGGCUCCGCUACCCCACGGCAGUUAAACUCUCCAGCAUCAUGACAGACCUGCAGGAAUCUAAAAGUGAUUUAGUUACUGCCCUAGAAGAGCUUCAGAAAAGGGAGAAUCAGAUCAAGAACAAUACCAAAACACUGACUUCUGACCUAAAAAAGCUGUUCAGAAGUAUAAAGGCAGAGCUUGAUAAGAAACAGACGAUGAUCCUGAGUGACAUUCAGUCUUACGAGGAAGCAGACCUGGCAGUUGUCACCAAGGCAAGGAAGGAAAUGGAACAGAAGAGAGACCAGGCUGAGCAGAAUCUUCAGGCUUUGCAGAUGUUAAAAGAGCAACCAGAUAUUUUCCUCUUCCUCAGAUCCUCUUGUGCCCCGGGCCGGGGGGUGGAAGGGGCGCGGCUCUGCCCGGCCCUCCCUGCCCGGAGCGGGGCGGUGCUGCCGGGGCCCGCCGCGGGCGGGCGGUCCCUCCGCCUGUCCGUCUGUCCGGCCGUAACUGUCUGUCCGGCCGUCCGUCUGUCUGUAACUCUGUCCGUCCGUCCGCCGGUCGGUCCCAGCCGCCGCAGGUCCCCGGGGAGCCGCGGGCGGUGA
Molecule: messenger RNA, 1218 nt
Organism: Melozone crissalis (California towhee)
Lineage: Eukaryota; Metazoa; Chordata; Aves; Passeriformes; Passerellidae
Product: E3 ubiquitin/ISG15 ligase TRIM25-like
Exons: 6
Coding region: 1-1218 (405 amino acids)
Molecular function (GO): zinc ion binding
Source: RefSeq, a predicted model, not a curated record